AAAUAGCCGAUUAACCCAAUUUGAUGGAAAACUCUGGAAAAUAAAGAAAGAAAAAAGUCGACAAAUUACUCCAGAAGUCGCUAACCUCAUCUUCCUCUUCGCCUGCAACCGUGGAGGCUGCUCUCUACUGCUUCUUCUUCUUCUGCUCUUCACCACUUACCUCCUCCUCUCUCUAAGCAUUUCAUACUCAGAUUCGAAGCAGAAGUGUUGAACCAACACAGCGUCUUAUGAUUGGUGGAAGAUUUCACGGUUACGUUAUUAAAUUGCAGAAUCCAAUCAAGAGUAAGUAGCCUUUUCACUAGAUACUGCAUCAUUCAACAUGGUUUCAAUGGCCAUUAUACCUUGUGGAAGUACAUCAAUUGCUCAAUGGGGAAUUCGUCCUCAGUGCAUGCUAAGACCUUCAACGAAUAAGAUAUCCUCCAUCCAAUAUGGUGUCACAAGCAGGAUUAGCAACAUAGCUGCUCUGAACUCAAGUUUCUUCUCCCGAGGUUCCUUCAGCGUUCUAUUUGACACAAGAUCCUCACAAACUUCACAUCAACGAAGAGGCGGGUUGCUUGUUGUUAGAGCAGAUAGUGAUUAUUACUCUAUCCUUGGGGUGUCCAAAAAUGCCAGUAAAUCUGAAAUUAAAAGUGCUUAUCGGAAACUUGCUAGGAGUUACCAUCCGGAUGUGAACAAAGAUGCUGGGGCUGAACAGAAAUUCAAGGAAAUUAGUAAUGCUUAUGAAGUCUUGUCUGAUGAUGAGAAACGCUCACUCUACGAUAAAUACGGAGAGGCUGGCCUUAAAGGCGCUGGUAUGGGCAUGGGGGAUUUCAGCAAUCCUUUCGAUCUCUUUGAAUCUCUAUUUGAAGGCAUGGGAGGCAUGGGCGGUAUGGGCAUGGGGGGUCGAGGGUCGAGGAGUAGAGCAGUAGAUGGACAAGAUGAGUAUUACAAUCUCGUGUUGGAUUUCAAGGAAGCUGUUUUUGGUGUCGAAAAGGAAAUUGAGAUUAGCAGAUUGGAGAGUUGUGGGACUUGUGAAGGGUCUGGUGCUAAACCUGGAACCCAACCAACCAAAUGUAGUACAUGUGGUGGUCAAGGCCAGGUUGUCUCGUCGGCAAGGACCCCUUUAGGUGUCUUCCAGCAGGUAAUGACUUGCUCUUCCUGUGGCGGAACUGGGGAAAUAUCCACACCUUGCAACACAUGUUCUGGGGAUGGGCGAGUACGGAGGACAAAGAGGAUAAGUUUAAAAGUUCCAGCAGGUGUUGACGCUGGUAGUCGUCUAAGAGUUCGAAACGAAGGGAAUGCAGGAAGACGAGGUGGGUCCCCUGGGGAUCUUUUUGUCAUUAUCGAUGUUAUGCCUGAUCCCGUACUAAAGCGUGAUGAUACCAAUAUCUUGUACACUUGCAAAGUUUCGUACAUUGAUGCUAUCUUGGGGACUAGCAUCAAAGUUCCAACUGUAGACGGGAUGGUUGAUUUAAAAAUCCCUGCCGGGACACAACCAAAUACAACACUUGUGAUGUCAAAGAAAGGAGUUCCUCUUCUAAAUAAGAGAAAUAUGAGGGGAGAUCAGUUGGUUCGUGUGCAGGUUGAAAUCCCGAAAAAGUUGAGUAGUGAGGAGAGGAAGUUGAUUGAGGAACUGUCGGAUUUGAGCAAAGGGAAAGCUGUGAGCAGUAGAAGAUAGCUUGGAUUGAAGUAAAACAGAAAAAAAAGGCAGAUGAGAAAUGAAUUGGAAGGAUUGAUUGAUUGAUAGUAUGGUAAGGAUUGAUACAUGUACGAUGUAAUGUAGUAGGUAAUUCAAUGUUAGUACAAUUUUGUCAACAAAAUCUUGAUAUCUUGAAUGAUAAAUGAUAGGAAGAAAUGUAACUCAAAGAAUAAAACUCUUUGAUCUUGAAUCUUUCAGCACAAACAUAUAUUAUGUUGGAUUGAUUUACAUAAUAACUCUUUUAUUCUUCCCAA
Cucumis sativus (cucumber) is the source of this 1932-nucleotide messenger RNA. RefSeq names its product chaperone protein dnaJ A6, chloroplastic. Gene Ontology annotation, cellular component: cytoplasm. The transcript has 8 exons. The record is from RefSeq and is a predicted model, not a curated record. Bases 320 to 1657 code for a protein of 445 amino acids. Gene Ontology annotation, biological process: protein refolding; response to heat. Lineage: Eukaryota; Viridiplantae; Streptophyta; Magnoliopsida; Cucurbitales; Cucurbitaceae. Gene Ontology annotation, molecular function: heat shock protein binding; ATP binding.